This is a messenger RNA of Lactuca sativa (garden lettuce), 1863 nucleotides long. RefSeq lists its product as uncharacterized. NCBI's taxonomy places the organism in Eukaryota, Viridiplantae, Streptophyta, Magnoliopsida, Asterales, Asteraceae. The record is from RefSeq and is a predicted model, not a curated record.
UGAAAUUGAGUACAAAUUCUGUGAUUUCUUAUACAUUUGAGUACCGAUUGUUUGAAUGAAUCAAACAUAGGAAUGUUAAGUGGGAAUUGAAUCUAAAAUUCCAAUACCAUUGUAUAAAGUAUGCAUAAAAGUAGGAAAAAAGUAUGUUGAUUGUAAUCUUUUGGAAUGAAUCAAACAUAGGAAUGUUAAGUGGGAAUGGAAUCUCAAAUUCCAGCAAUGAGGUCUCAAAUUCCAGCAAUGGAAUCUCAAAUUCCAGCAAUGUUAAGUGGCUUUACAAUAUUGCAAAUAUAUGAUUAUAUUAUAAAUUAUAAAUUUCUUGCAUGCCCUCGGUUUCUAGAUCAGUUAUUUUUUUUGAUUUUUUUUGAUUUCUUAUUUUUUUGACUAACGAUUGUAUGAAAUUGAGUACAUAGGAAUCAAACAUAGGAAUCAAACAUAGGAAUUUUAUUUUAUUUUUUAUUUUUUUUGAUUUCUUAUUGAUUUGACUAACGAUUGUAUGAAAUUGAGUACAAAUUCUGUGAUUUCUUAUGCAUUUGAGUACCGAUUCUUUGCAUUUGAGGACCAAUUUUGUGAUUUCUUGCAUGUCCUCGGUUUCAAAAUCAUAAUCUUUGCUUAAUUGUUUUUUUUUUUGUUCAUUCAUGAUGUAUUGUUGUUGAAUAUCUUAAACUUAUUUGUUGAUUAUGUUGGAAUAUGAUUAAUCUUUGUAGCUAAAGUAUGUAUUCUAUAUUUUUUUUUUGUUAUUAGCAAUGGGAGAUAAACAUACAUGGACCAAUGAGCAAACAAAAUGCUUAUUGCAAACUUGUAUUGAAGAAGUGCAAACCGUGGGUAGAAAAGGUUUGAGUUUGCACAAACAAUCAUGGCACAAGUUAGGAACAACUAUUAAGGAAAAGUAUGGCGUGGAUUUGAAUCAACGACAAUUAAAAAACGUCUAUGAUAACCUUAAAGCCAAAUACACAGGAUGGUUAUACUUAAGAAACAAAACUGGAAACCUUUACAACCCACAAACAAAUACUUUUAACUUAACAAAUGAGGAGUGGGAGGACUUUAAAAAGGGACAUCCGAAAGCUGCUUCUUUGAAAACCGUCCCAUUAUUGUUUCCAGAGCUUUGUGCAGAACUCUUUGAUGGAAGCAGUGCAUCUGGUAAUCUCAGCUAUGCCACAUCCCAAACACCAUCGGGAUCAUCUUCUUUCCAUGGCGCACCAUUACAGCUUUUGGACGCGCCUUCCAUUAACAUAGAUGAAGAUGAUUUUUUUUCCAAUCAUACAAGUGAACAUUUUACUCAGACUCCACCUUCUGCUGCUUCACCUUCUGCUGAUUCACCUUAUGUUGCUUCACCUUCUGGUAACCCCAACAAAAGGGCUAAACCUUCAACUCCUAGACCUCGAGCUCCCAGUGCCUCACCUGAUCCACCUUCUUGUGCCUCGCCUAAAGCUUCUAUUACUGCUGAUGAUUUAGCACUGGAGAUGCAAAAAGCUCUACGCCAUUUGACUCAAGGGCCAACAAUUCCCCAGUGUUUAGAGAAGCUUGAGUUGCUCGAGUUAGACCCAAUAGACCCUAUACGAUUUGCUGCGUAUCACAUUUUUGGAGGGACCAUGAAUAUUAGAGAGAUGUGGGUAAAUUUGCCUAAUGAUCCACAAAUAUUAAGAGGAUGGAUCGAGAUGACAGCUACAAGUUUAGGAGUUUUAAAGGAUGGAAAGAUUGUUCGUUAAGUUUAUAUGUUAUUUGGUUAUUUGCUACUUGGGAUUUAUGAUAUGUUUUGGUACUUGAAUGUUAUUUUGUUAUUUGGUACUUGAAUGUUAUUUGGUUAUUUGCUACUUGGGAUUUAUGAUAUGUUUUUUGGUACUUGAAAUUUAUGUUAUAUUUUUU